AUGAGAUUAUCGUGGAGCAAGCACAUACCUGUCCUGCGCCUCCUAGGUCCCAACAAGAAGAGGUUCACCAGCGCGGAGGAUUUUGACAAGUUCAUGAACCAUCUCAUCUCCCUCCGUGGCCAUUUACCUCUUGUCAGCUGCGAGAUCCAAGCCUAUCCAACCAAUGAUGAUUAUGCUGGUGAACCUGAUGAACCCUUGCCAAACAUAUACUUUGAUUCGUGGAUCCAAUAUGCUCUAUUGUGCAAGGUUCAGGUGCUCAAAAUCAUCGGUGAUGAUGUGGGAGCGGAAACUGAGCUCAUCGUGCCUCUCAUCUCCCAGCACCUGAGGAGCCUGGAAGUUCAUCAUGUUCUGGUGGAAAAGGAUUUUGUUGAUUUCUCAAGCUGUCCAAUGUUAGAAGAACUGAAGAUGCAGCACUGUGGCCUUUGGGUGCGCAAGAUGUCGUUUCCAUCGCUAAAGCGUUUGUGGCUUACUGAAUGCAACUUCCCUGAGGCGUAUCGUGUUUGUAUUUCUGCACCCAGUCUUGUUUCACUGUGUCUGCAUGACAGUGGAGGCAAGACUCCUUUGCUUGAAAGCAUGCCAUUGCUUGAUACAGUAUCCCUUGACCUUUCUGGUCGAUGCAAGGAUAAGUGUCGGGGUUCUGGUGGUGAUCCAAGCUGUGAAGGUUGUCAUGGUUAUCCUGCUGGGAGUUAUCGUAGUGUCCUUUUGAAUACUUUGUCUAAUGCUGUAAAUUUGGAGUUGAAAGAUCAACCUGAAGUGUACAUCUACAAAAGGGAUUUGGAAUGUUGCCCCAUAUUUGGCAGAUUGAAGACUCUUUUACUCGACAUGUGGUGCAGGGCUACUGAUCUGCAUGCACUAGUUCGCAUUCUGCAGCACACGCCAGUUCUUGAAAAGCUCACUCUCCAGCUUCGUAGCGACUGGAAUUUGUUAAGCGCUGCCCGAGGUGAAAGAAAACAUGUUCGAAUUGAGCAAUCAUUUUCAUGCGUGCAUCUUAAGGAAGUCAGCAUUGAAUGUGAAGAGAAACUAAGGGUCAAGGAUAAGGUCAACCAAAUUGUGAAGAUCAUGACUAGAAAUGGCGUACUUACUGAGAACAUCAGUUUCAAGAAGAUCCCAAGGCCAGAAGGUUUCUAUCGUCUCGUGUGUGUAUCACCUAGGGCCUUUGAUCCCUACUGGUCCGGUGAAGACUAAAUUGGUGUGUUGGACCAGUGAUAGAAGUUGUUUCAAGCCUUUUGUGUUGUUUUGUCCAAACCUUUUUAAUGGUGGCCCUGUGCUGGCAGCUGGUACAACUCAGGAAACAGUUUCCAGUUGGGUAGUAUGUUUUUUUUUCUAAGUUAAGUUGGGCAGUAUGUAAAGAUGUUACUACUAGUAGUUAUCUCUUGUCAGUAAUGAAAACCGUGUCGUCAGGAUCUUGUUGCAUUUCGAAAAAUUGUGUGUGCGUGCUUGUUGCCUGUUUGCACAAGAAAUGAGAUGUUUGGCGAACCAGUAAGAAGGAUUAGGUUA
Triticum aestivum (bread wheat) is the source of this 1497-nucleotide messenger RNA. RefSeq lists its product as uncharacterized. The record is from RefSeq and is a predicted model, not a curated record. Lineage: Eukaryota; Viridiplantae; Streptophyta; Magnoliopsida; Poales; Poaceae. The coding region runs from base 1 to 1185 and encodes 394 amino acids. The transcript is spliced from 4 exons.